AGGACGGAGCAGCGCGUUCAAGUGAGCAGUCAUCAUUCACAUGUGAGCUGAAGACUGCUCCAUGUUCUCCAUGAUCAUGGCGAGGAAAGGAUAUUGUUUAGCCAUAUUUCUGAGGGCCAUCAUGUGUGUUCAGAGGAAGAAAGUUUUGCUGGCCUGUGUGUCAUUAAUAUUUGGAGCUUUUAUUCAUUACUUGAUGUCAAGCCCCUCAAGUGUCGUUAACGUUCAGCAAAGACUGGACUCCAGCAUAGAAAAGCUUCUUCAGAGCGGUGCUCAACAUUUGGAGACUGACCUUGACGUUCCCUUCCACCCUAUGCACAUCACAGCAGGGGCCCUUGCCAGAAAUGGAUGUGUGUGUGAAGGAGACACGCACAGCAUAAAUGUGCCCAACCUGCUAUUUCCUCAGGUGUCUGCUCAGGAGCUACAGUUUGCCUUUGAAGCCUCUAAGCGAGAGGGUGUAAAGCAGCGGAGGCUGGUGGAGUACAGCAAGUUCCAGAAGAGGUCUCAAUCAGCAGCAAACUUGCUUAUUGUUGCAGAAGCGAACAGCCCUCUUCAGUACCCCACUCAGGGUUUGGAGGUCCGACCCAUGAAGUCCAUAUUGAUUCCUGGGUUGGCUCUGAAAGACACGUCUAGAAGCCUUUAUUCGGUCAGUUUAACUGCCAGUAUGGGGAGGUUUGCUGUAGUGACUAUGGUGGAUGAAGUCAGAAUGAGUGAAGGCGAGAUGCACAUGAACCUCUCCAGCAGCCUGCAGUCAGCGCUCAACAGACAGCUGCAGUUUAUUACUUACACCAACACAAUUUUCCACCCCGAUGCUACAGACAUAGUGCAUUUUGACACAGAUGGAUUCCAGGCAGCCUUCACUAUUAAAAUCCACCAUAAAGUCCCUCCCAAGCUUUAUGAUCCUGGACCUGAAUAUAACAUAAGCGCCCUUGUCACCAUUGCUACGAAAACAUUUCUGCGGUACGACAAGCUUCAAGAUUUGAUUGACAGCGUUCGGCAGUUCUACCCCACCGUCACCAUAAUUAUAGCUGAUGACAGCGAGCAACCUAAGCCUGUAACCGGCCCCUACAUAGAGCAUUACAUCAUGCCGUUCAGAAAGGGCUGGUUUGCUGGACGUAAUCUUGCCAUCUCUCAGGUGACCACAAAGUACGUGCUGUGGGUGGACGACGACUUCAUCUUCAGCUCCAACACACGGCUGGAGAAGAUGGUGGAGGUUUUAGAGAGAACCACCUUAGACUUGGUAGGAGGGGCAGUGCGGGAGGUAACCGGCUACACUGCCACCUAUCGGCACACCAUCUCAACAGAUGAAGGUGGAGAAGAGGGCGAUUGUUUACACAUAAGGAGGGGCUUCUAUCACAUCAUUGAGGGAUUCCCUAAUUGUGUGGUCACAGAUGCGGUCAUAAAUUUCUUUAUGGCUCGAACUGACAAGCUGCGUCAAGUGGGUUUUGACCCUCGCCUGGCACGGGCUGCCCACCUAGAAUUUUUCAUCGAUGGCCUCGGCUCUCUCCAUGUGGGUUCUUGUGAUGAUGUCAUAGUUAAUCAUGCAUCGAAGAUCAAAGCAAUGUUGCCGUGGGGACAGUCAAAGACUGAUGAAGCAUAUUCCAAGUUCCGCUAUCAGGCGGCCUCCAACAUCCAAAACACUCUGUUUUACUUCAAGAACCACUUCAAAUGCAAAACCAGCAAUGGCUGAUGAUAAACUCUUUAAGAGCUUCUCAGUAUUUGCUAGAAGUCUUUUUUCAGAGUGCGUGAAGACAUUGCCUUAAGUGAAGUGGUACAGAUGAUGCCUGGAGAAUUCUGCACUAUUUACUCAUGAACUGUGAAACAAGAAUUUACGCUUCAUGUCAACCUGGACCAAAGAUGGUGGCAUGUGAGGUAUACAUAUUUAUUUCUUUGCUAUGGAGUAACUGUUUAUAAUCAAAUUUGCAGAAUGUACACAUUUUUGCUACCACUUCUAUUUUUUAUCAACUUUUUUCUAUUGUUAUUUUUCCUUUUGAUGUAGUAAUGUUCAACAUUGCCCACAAGAUGGCAGUAGACCAUCAGUAUAUAUAUGUGUAUAUUUGUCCUCUGUUUAUGCAUAACUAAACUAAAUGGAAAAAUCUGUUAUUUUCUAAAUUAGCAGUGAAUGUGAGUGAAUGCGACUUCCAGUUGAACAUGUUAUGCAGUUCCUGUUACACAAAUGAAGUGCAAAUUCAAGAGAACAUAAAACCUUAAAUGUAGUUCAGCACAUAUAGUGAUAUGUUUGGGCACCCCUGGUCAAAUGUUUUGGUAAAAAUAAGUUCACACGUCCUCUACAGAGAGCACACCUGCACGCUUAAAUUCACAGUUACUGUCUAUUUGGUGAGUUUAACACAUUGAAUAU
Messenger RNA from Colossoma macropomum (tambaqui), 2356 nucleotides. It is a transcript of the gene b4galnt1a, whose product is annotated as beta-1,4-N-acetyl-galactosaminyl transferase 1a. Gene Ontology annotation, cellular component: Golgi membrane. The record is from RefSeq and is a predicted model, not a curated record. NCBI's taxonomy places the organism in Eukaryota, Metazoa, Chordata, Actinopteri, Characiformes, Serrasalmidae. The transcript is spliced from 11 exons. Gene Ontology annotation, molecular function: hexosyltransferase activity. Bases 62 to 1687 code for a protein of 541 amino acids. Gene Ontology annotation, biological process: ganglioside biosynthetic process.